UGCCCCUCCGAGAGCGAGAGGCAAAUUCGAUUGGUGACACAGGCCGUAAGAAAGGCACCCUCGCAGCCGCGUCCUCUUCUUUUUUCCACAAUUCCCCUGCUCCGCUCCUCGAUUAAUCAAUGGCUUCGUCGUUAAUAAGAGCCUUUUUAACGCAGGCCUCUUGUUUCCCAACCACCUCUACAGAGAGAGAGAGAGAGAGGGGAUUGGGUUUUGCUGCGCUGCUUGACGUGGCCCGUGUGUCCGUGUUCUUGGCCUCUUGCAUUGCGCAGAUAAAAAUCCCCCUUUUUUACACAACAUACCCGCUUAAUUAGCAGCAGCAACUCGCUUGGUGGUGUCUGAGUCUCUGAGCCACUUAGCCUUGCUGUCUCACUCUUCCCUCCCUUGCGCCAAGAACGGCAGGCAGGCGGCUUCCUUUUGUCGAGGGCUGGGGCGGCGCGCGGCGCCAGGCGCGGAUCGGCCACUGGUGCAUGGUGGAGGCCGCCGCGGGGCGCCGGUCGGGUACCAGCCGUCGGCGGCCUAGCGGCGGAGGGGAGCGCCAUCGGCAGCAGCAGCUGCACCAGCGCCUGGUCGCCGUCGCUGUCGCCGCGCGCGUCGUCAUGUUCACCACUCGCUCCACGGGGGCAGCGGCGGGAGGAGCCGGAGCGGGAGCAACAGUAACAGGAGGAGUGGCCGGCGCCGGCGCCGGCGGCAGCGGCGGGCGGUGCAUAGAGGACUUGUUCGACUGCCUACUCGGCGUGCUCCGCGCGCUCGGCGUCACGUGGGCUGCCGCGCUGCCCCAGAGGCAGCCGCGCCCUGCGCCGCCGCGCAGGGUGGCCCCUGUGUCCGUGGACACCAGGAGCUUCGCUUCGGAGCUGAGGGGCAUCCCUGGCCGGAUCGCCGGCAAUGGCGCCUGCGCCGUCGCGUCGCUCUACACGAUGCAGGGCAAGAAGGGCGUCAACCAGGAUGCUAUGAUCGUCUGGGAGAACUUUUGUUCGAGAGAUGAUACCAUCUUUUGUGGUGUUUUUGAUGGUCAUGGACCUUACGGUCAUUUCGUUGCUAAGAGAGUUAGAGAUCUACUGCCCGUGAAGUUAAGUGCAGAUCUGGGGAUGGACGAGGGUAGAGAGACAGCCACCAGCAACAUCAAAAGCAAUGCAAAUGAAUUAGGUUCACCAGAACACAUAGACAGAGGAGAUACUGCCAUUUCCUAUGAAGCUGAACGAAAUGGGGAGUAUCCAGAGAGCUUCCCAGCAUUGAGAACUUCUUUCUUGAAGGCGUUCCAUGUAAUGGAUAGGGAUCUGAAAUUACAUAAAAACAUUGAUUGCUUUUUCAGUGGAACUACAGCGGUGGCAGUGAUCAAGCAGGGGCGCAAUCUUAUAAUUGGCAACUUGGGGGACUCAAGAGCUGUCUUGGGCACCAGAAAUGAAAAUAAUCAUCUUAUUGCUGUCCAAUUGACAGUUGAUCUUAAGCCUAACAUUCCAAGUGAAGCACAGCGAAUCAGGCAGCGCAAGGGCAGAAUAUUUGCACUUCCUGAGGAACCCGAAGUUUUUCGUGUCUGGCUUCCAAAGUACAACUCACCUGGAUUGGCCAUGGCUAGGGCAUUUGGAGACUUCUGUCUGAAGGAUCAUGGUCUAAUUUCCAUGCCUGAUGUUUCCUAUCAUUGCAUCAGAGAAAAGGAUGAAUUUAUUGUGUUGGCUACCGAUGGGGUGUGGGAUGUGCUGUCAAACGAUGAAGUUGUUAGUAUCGUCAGCCGAGCCACUUCUCGGGCCUCUGCAGCACGUGUUCUAGUUGAAUCAGCUCAUCGUGCCUGGCGAACUCGGUUCCCUACUUCUAAAAUUGAUGAUUGUGCCGUCGUCUGCCUUUUCCUGAAUACAGAUGAAGCAAGUGAGUCGUCCAGUUCCAUGGCCAACGAUUCAGCAAAUGCUGUAGAAGUUAGCAGCGAUCAGCGCACUGCAACUAUCCAGCUGAGCACCGGAGCAUCCACCGAUGUUGUCACAGGACUGGUAACAGAUAGAAACGACCUGUGUGUUGUUGAUGCCGUCGCAAAGCCGGUCACUCACGUGGAUUCGCCGAAGGAUGGUUGAGGCGCAAAGCAAGGCAUGAUCAAGUGAAGCUUGCAUGCUGCCUGCUAUUGGCAUCUGUUGGACCGAUUCAUGGCUGUUUUUACUGGCACGUCGGGACUUGCUGCUUGCUAUUUUUCUGCAGGCAAGUGCGACUAAUAUUUGCAGUUUUGCCUUUGUGUAAAGUACUGCGUCUGUGUAGCGUGACUUGUUCAAGCUCUUUGUAAUAAUUUUGUUCAUGUUAUCGUCGGUCUGGUCAUAGCAUCCUAUAGGAAGAAGCCUAUUGAGUUUUCUCCCUUUUUUUUUUGUAAAUACUCAUUCGAUUACUUCCUGUAGGUCGUGAUCCAUUUCAUUUUCAUGAUAAGGGCAUAAUGCAAGUGUUAGUGCGUUCUUA
This is a messenger RNA of Phragmites australis (common reed), 2430 nucleotides long. RefSeq names its product probable protein phosphatase 2C 14. The record is from RefSeq and is a predicted model, not a curated record. NCBI's taxonomy places the organism in Eukaryota, Viridiplantae, Streptophyta, Magnoliopsida, Poales, Poaceae. Gene Ontology annotation, biological process: protein dephosphorylation. The transcript has 5 exons. Bases 468 to 2060 code for a protein of 530 amino acids. Gene Ontology annotation, molecular function: protein serine/threonine phosphatase activity.